Thermochaetoides thermophila DSM 1495 is the source of this 3369-nucleotide messenger RNA. Its product is annotated as putative specific RNA polymerase II transcription factor. The record is from RefSeq and is a predicted model, not a curated record. Gene Ontology annotation, biological process: SREBP signaling pathway; positive regulation of transcription by RNA polymerase II. Gene Ontology annotation, molecular function: protein dimerization activity. Bases 1 to 3369 code for a protein of 1122 amino acids. The transcript has 2 exons. NCBI's taxonomy places the organism in Eukaryota, Fungi, Ascomycota, Sordariomycetes, Sordariales, Chaetomiaceae.
AUGGCCGGCUUCGACGCGGCCACGCAGACCCUGCUCGCCGCCCUCAGCGGCAGCAGUGGCCUGAACAACAAUUUUGGGCUGAAUCCCGACGACAGCCUCGUGGAUAAUUUUGUGGACAAUGGCUCUGGCAACGGCCUCGGGACUCCGGAUGCCAACUCUGUGGCUGCGACACUGGGCGACACGCCUGCCAGUUCAGGCUCUGCUGUGCCUGGCGCUCGUUCUGGUUCUGGUUUUGGUGCGGUUUCUGCUGCUGGUCCAGGCGCUGGUGCGGGAGGAAGUGGGACUUCUUCUUCGGUCCCGCCCUCGGCUGUCACCGCAUCGCUCCAACUCCAGCAACAACCCGCAUUCUUCAACCCAGUCCCUCCGACGCAAUGGGUCUUUCAGGACACCCCCCCGUAUGACUCGCCCUCCAGCGCUGGAAGCCCUUUUGGAAACGUCCCGCCGUCCGCUCCCCAGCAGUCCUGGGAACUCCCGGUCCAUCAUCUCAACCUUGCUCAACAGCUUCUCCAACCACAGCCAUCACCGUCCCCGUUUUUCCAUCCCGCUAGCACGGCUGUCUCCAGCGCCAACGUCGCCGCCGUCGCCGCUGCCACGACGGCCAAUGUCCCCGUAACCCAGAGCUUCGCUGCUCCGAAUCUACCCGUAUCUGAGCCCGAGACACAGCGCAGGAUCCAAAACACCCUCACCCCCGCUCAGCGCGAGCGCCUCAAGACCAUCACGAUGCCGCCGCACCUCCAGUACCACUUCCCCAAGAGCGAGGGAAGCCCCGACUCGGCGUCGAGCCCCCAGGAAGCCAAGGGGGUGACCACCGCGUCGCCGACGACACUUGAUCCCUCGAAGCAGAACCACGACCACGCCAGCGGCACCAGCCACAACGCCGACGACAAUGCCAGCAAUACCAACACCAACACCAACACCAGGAAGAGGAAAUCAUCAGCUGACGACGACGACGAUGAUGAUGAUGAAGAGAUCGAGGUUCCUCCCCCGGUGAAGAAGACCGCGCACAAUGAGAUCGAGAAACGCUACCGGACAAAUCUCAACGACAAGAUCGCCGCCCUGAGAGAUAGCGUGCCGUCGCUCAGAAUCAUGUGCAAGAGUGCCAGAGGCGAGGACACAACAGAAGACAGGGAAGAGCUGCACGGCUUAACGCCGGCACACAAGUUGAACAAGGCCACGGUGCUAAGUAAGGCAACUGAGUACAUUAAACAUCUGGAGAAGCGGAACAAUCGCUUGAUCGAGGAGAUCAACAGCAUGCAGGCCCGCAUUGCCACUUUUGAGAAACUCUUUAUGGCUGGUGCCAUGACGGGCCAGCUCCCUAACCCUCUACAGCAGACCCAGCCGAUGCAGUUCAACCCUGCGAGCAACCCGUACAUGAACAACAUGAACGGUAUGAAUAUGACCGCCAUGAACACGCCGAUGGCGACACCACAAGAUGCCAACCCUCCGGGCAUGAUACCCAUCCCCGAAGACAUGAAACGCAUCAUCACAGCCCAACAAUUGAACGCCGGUCGUCCUUACCCUGUACCUCCUGCUGCUGCUCACUUUGUGCAGAACCCGGCCCUGCUCCGCCAGCAGCACAUUCAACAACAACAGCAGCAAGCACAGGCCCGGGGUUGGAGUCCAUACUUCGGCAAGGUUAUGGUGGGCAGUUUGGCUGGCAUGAUGCUUAUCGAGGCCCUCGUCGAAAACGAAAAGGACCGCGAGACCACCGAAGGCCGGGGUCUGUUCGCCAUCCCCGUCCAGCUCUUGGCGGCCUUUGUCCGGUCCACCCACUUCAGCAUCGGCGGUUAUUAUAUUGACGCGAAGAGUAUCAUCGCAAAGCUCCGGCUCUUCACGUUGCUCGCUAUCUUCUUGUGGGUGGCGUGUUCAUCGUUCCUCGACAACAUGUCCUUCUUCCGUCCUCCUCAAAAGACCAAGCGCGCCGCUACCGCUGCUGCUCCCGUUCACUUUGCCCCAAGCCUUUCUUCGCCGCUCCACGUCAGGAGAACGGCUUGGCUUACGGCAAUCCAGACCGUUUGGGUUCCCCAGCGCAACGCCUUCUUUGAAGCCGCAGCUCUGCUGCUCAAGGCUUCCAAAUACGCUCUCCGGUGCCUGAUCGGCGAUCGCGCCUAUCUUGCUUUGACUGGGUUGACCGAGGAGCAAGAGGCUGCUAGGGUCAAGGCGUGGUCCAUCGCCUUGGAUGCCCAACUUACCGGUGGCGAUGUCGACAUCAACAAGAGCCGCCUGACGCUCACUCUGUUUGCCUCGGGCACGCUUCCUGACACUCCCCUCCGGCUGAUGCUGAAGGCGUUGCACAUCCGACUUCUGCUCUGGAAGCUGAAUGGUGCCUCGUGGCUGGCCAACUCGGUUGCUACCACGCUGGCCAGACGGAAGUGGAACGAAGCUAGGCAACUCAACCAGAUGAUCAUGUCGCUCGUUCGUAAAGACACUGAUGACGUUCUUCCCGAGCAUCUUGCUGUCCUCCUUGAGCAAGACUGCGAUGAUGUUCUGAACGAUGACAUCGUUCAAAGGGCUCACAAUCUGGCGUUCAACAAGCCCACGACGGAUGACGUGAUGGGCGGUAUUCCCGGUAUGGAUUCAGUUGUCGAAGAUCCUGCCGUUCGGUCGCCCAUUGACGCCGUUGCCGCCUGGUAUUCGACUCUGCUCGUCCACCGCGCCCUCCUUAACAGCCUUCCGAAGCCCCAGUCCCCCAGCGAUGCGGCCCCUGCUCCGACCCGUUCCAUCCUCAACGACGUCGAGCUGGCCAUCAAGCUCGCCCCCAUCGGUUCCAACGCGAAAGUCCGCGCGCUCAUCGCCCGCGCCGUCCUCGUCGACGGCAAGCGCGGCACCUACAUCGCUGCCGUCCUCCAGGCCCUCGGCCCUACGACUCCUUACGUCAAGCACACCAGCGCCUUCCUCUGCACGCCCUACGGUCUGGGCGCCCUUGACGCUGACUCCCACAUGGCUCUGCGCUGCGCUAUGGCCAUGGCCCAGCUCGGCAAGUUCAAAGGCGACCUCCCCCGCGCCGCGUACAUGCUUAUCGAGUCCAUCCUGCCACAUGGUUGCGAUAUUAAGACGCUGUCGCUCCUUGGGUACACGGCUGCGUUCCAUCUCAUGGAGGAGAUCAGCCGUCAUAUAAAGCGUGAUACAUGUACAGAUUCGAUGGAGCGGCUGGCGGGCCAGCUGCGGAUCUGGAUUGGCAGCGAAGAGUUUGGCGGCGGGAAGGUCGCUGGUAUGACUGGGGAGAUGAGGAUGAGGAUGGUGAGCCGGUGCUUGGCGGUCACUAAGAGUGUGGUCGGCAUACAGGGCGCGGGGUGCGCGGUUGUGGAUCAAGGGUAUGUUAGUAUGGAGGAUGAAGACUCGUUGGAGGAUGAUGGAAGUGGGUGUUGA